AUGCACAAUAAAUUUUCAUUAGAAUCAAUUGUUCGUCCUAACAUUCUUGCACUUAAACCUUAUCGGUGUGCAAGAGAUGACUAUUCAAAUGGAAUUUUGUUAGAUGCCAAUGAAAAUUCAUUUGGAAUGAUUAAUGAUGAUAAUGAAGAAUUGAAUAGAUACCCAGAUCCAAAUCAAGUUAUGGUUAAAGAACGUCUAUUAAAGUUUCGUAACAUGCCAACAAUUGAUUAUUUAUUUUUGGGGGUUGGAUCAGAUGAAAUUAUUGAUUUAUUGAUGAGAGUUUUUUGUAUACCUGGUAAAGACAAAAUAUUGAUUACGCCUCCAACAUAUGGAAUGUAUUUAAUAACUGCAAAUAUAAAUGACGUUGCAACUGUCAAGAUUUCCAAAGCUUUAAAACAAGAUAAAAAUAUAAAAAUAGUUUUUCUUUGCUCACCUGGAAAUCCAACCGGCACAUUAUUAUCUAAAGAUGAUGUUAAACUGAUUUUAGAAGAUCCAAAUUUAAAUGGAAUAGUGGUAGUUGAUGAAGCAUAUAUUGAUUUUGUUGAUAAAAGUAAAAAUGCAAGCUUUGUAGAUUGGGUGAAAGAUUAUCCAAAUUUAUUUGUUAUGCAAACUUUAAGCAAAAUUGGAAUUGGAAAUCCUAAAAUUGUACAAUUAAUGAAUAAUACAAAAGCUCCAUAUAACAUAAAUUCAUUGACAUCAAAAGCUGCUUUAAAUGCAUUGUCAGAUGAAAAUAUAAAUAAAAUGUAUAAAAUAGUCAAGAAGAUUAAAGAUGAACAAAUUAAAAUUAUAAAGUCUAUCAAGGAAAUUAAAGGAAUUGGUAAAAUACUAGGAAGCAAUGAUGCAAAUUUUAUUUUAGUUCAAAUAUUAGAUGAGAAUAAUAAAAAACCAAGUAAUGAAAAAGCCAAUUGGCUAUACAAAGAAUUGGCAGAUAAUCAUGGAAUUGUGGUGAGAUAUCGAGGAAAUGAACUUGGAUGUAAAGGAUGUUUAAGAAUUACAGUUGGAACAAUUGAGGAUAAUGUCACAUUAUUGAAAACAUUAAAGGAAUUGUUGGAUUGA
This is a messenger RNA of Entrophospora candida, 1056 nucleotides long. The record is from the annotation of a GenBank genome assembly. Lineage: Eukaryota; Fungi; Glomeromycota; Glomeromycetes; Entrophosporales; Entrophosporaceae.